This is a messenger RNA of Schistocerca nitens (vagrant locust), 1152 nucleotides long. Its product is annotated as LWamide neuropeptides-like. NCBI's taxonomy places the organism in Eukaryota, Metazoa, Arthropoda, Insecta, Orthoptera, Acrididae. The record is from RefSeq and is a predicted model, not a curated record. The coding region runs from base 1 to 1152 and encodes 383 amino acids. The transcript has 3 exons.
AUGGGAAAAUCGCAAAUAUGGGAAAUACGCAAAUAUGGGAUAAACGCAAAUAUGGGAAAAACGCAAAUAUGGGAAAAGCGCAAAUAUGGGAAAAGUGCAAAUAUGGGAAAAGCGCAAAUAUGGGCAAAGCGCAAAUAUGGGAAAAGCGCAAAUAUGGGAAAAGCGCACAUAUGGGAAAAGCGCAAAUAUGGGAAAAGCGCAAAUAUGGGAAAAGCGCAAACAUGGGAAAAGCGCACAUAUGGGAAAAGCGCACAUAUGGGAAAAGCGCACAUAUGCGAAAAGCGCACAUAUGGGAACAGCGCACAUAUGGGAAAAGCGCACAUAUGGGAAAAGCGCACAUAUGGGAAAAGCGCACAUAUGGGAAAAGCUCACAUAUGGGAAAAGCGCACAUAUGGGAAAAGUGCACAUAUGGGAAAAGGGCGCAUAUGGGAAAAGCACACAUAUGGGAAAAACGCACAUAUGGGAAAAACGCACAUAUGGGAAAAGCGCACAUAUGGGAAAAGCGCACAUAUGGGAAAAGCGCACAUAUGGGAAAAACGCACAUAUGGGAAAAACGCACAUAUGGGAAAAACGCACAUAUGGGAAAAACGCAAAUAUGGGAAACACGCAAAUAUGGGAAAAACGCAAAUAUGGGAAAAACGCAAAUAUGGGAAAAACGCAAAUAUGAGAAAAACGCAAAUAUGGGAAAAACGCAAAUAUGGGAAAAACGCAAAUAUGGCAAAUGUGGGAAACACGCAAAUAUGGGAAAAACGCAAAUAUGGGAAAAACGCAAAUAUGGGAAAAACGCAAAUAUGGGAAAAACGCAUAUAUGGGGAAACGCAUAUAUGGGAAAAACGCAUAUAUGGGAAAAACGCAUAUGUGGGAAAAACGCAUAUGUGGGAAAAACGCAUAUAUGGGAAAAACGUAAAUAUGGGAAAAACGCAAAUAUGGGAAAAACGCAAAUAUGGGAAAAAGCAUCAAGGGUUCACUAAAUAUGCUUCAAAAGCAAAUAUGGGAAAAACGCAUAUAUGGGAACAACGCAUAUAUGGGAAAAACGCAUAUAUGGGAAAAACGCAUAUAUGGGAAAAACGCAUAUAUGGGAAAAACGCAUAUAUGGGAAAAACGCAUAUAUGGGAUAAACGCAAAUAUGGGAUAAACGAAAAUAUGGGAUAA